Molecule: messenger RNA, 822 nt
Organism: Blepharisma stoltei
Lineage: Eukaryota; Ciliophora; Heterotrichea; Heterotrichida; Blepharismidae
Source: the annotation of a GenBank genome assembly
AUGAAAAAGAAAUCUUCAUCAGCGUCUUUUUUAAAAAAAACAUAUGAUAUGCUUGAACAAGGAGAGUCAGACGAUUUAGUCUCAUGGACUGAAGAUGGUUCGAUUUUUGUAAUCAAAAAUGUAAAUGAAUUUAGUGAAAAAGUCCUGCCAAAAUAUUUCAAGCACAACAAUUUAGCAAGCUUCGUACGGCAACUAAACAUGUACGAUUUUCACAAGUGCAGAGUUUCUGGAAUCGACCACGCCUUUAAGCAUCCUCUCUUUCUACGAGGAAGGCUUGAUCUCCUCGAAGAAAUUCGUCGGAAAAAUUCAGAAGUAAAUCUGCCUGUAGAACAAAGAUCAACGACUAGCAAAGCUGAAAUAUCGCCUUUGCUGCAAAAAUUAUACCAGCUUCAUAGAAGAUCUCAAGCCUCUGACACUGAAAUUCAGAAACUUGAAGAAAAAGUGGCUGAGCUGAAUGAGCAGAACCGGACAUUAGCUUCACAGUUUUGAGAAACAAAGGAAAAAAUGAGAGGAAUCGAACAGGUUCUGCUCAUGAUGGCAACCUAUAUUCAAACCAGUGGCCAGGAUUUGACAAGUCAACUGUUUGCAAGAGAAAAUAAUUUACCGAUCACUCAUAUACCUGAUACCCCUAAAAAAAGAACAAAAUGUGGUGAAGUGAUGGAUAACGUUUACUCGCACAGUAGAGAUGAAGGGAGAAAUAGCAAAACCAGUUCAAAUGAUGGGAGAAAAGAUGAUUUCGAAGUAGACGAUUUUUUUAGUUACCAGGAUUUGGAAGAUUGUGGAGGGGAAAAUCUGGAUUUUUUAUUGGAUAAUAAAUCGUAA